Messenger RNA from Paramecium sonneborni, 1088 nucleotides. Lineage: Eukaryota; Ciliophora; Oligohymenophorea; Peniculida; Parameciidae. The record is from the annotation of a GenBank genome assembly.
AUGAGUACAUAUUAUAUUGCUUUUUUUCAGAAAACUAUUUUUUAGGAGUUGAAUCCUAUUUUGGUUUAUUUUUUCUACAGUAAUUUUUAACUGAAGCCUUUUUCAUUUCAGUUCUUUAUAGUGUUGAUUCUUUUAAGAGUUGUAGUUUUUAUUACAUUUACAAUUUUACACCUUCAUUUUUUACUUGCUCUAUUCUUUUUUGUAAUUCAUAUUAUAAUUCUCUAUCUUCAAUUUAUUUAUCAUCUAAUUAUUCUAACAAUUCUUUUUCUUCUUAAUCUUCUUUACGUCUUUAUUCANAAGCAUUCUUAAGUUAGCAAAUCUUUAAAUUUUAGUCUUCCAAAAAGAGCCUCAUCAUAAAUAAAGUAAUAUUAUAUUUAAAAAAAAUAGAAUUCAUCAUUUACCUAGUAUCUCUAAUAAUUCAACAUGUUGUAGCAAUUCGAAUACUUCUAGUCCUCCAUAAAGUUGUUCGAAAUUAGAGGAUGAUUGCAUUGAUAGUAAAUAAAAGUUUGAUUACUAGUGUCUCCUGUUUCUAAAAAUACAUCAUAAGAUCCUUUGAAUUAUUUUAAUUAUGAUGACUUCCAAUAUAUUCUUCCAAUCACUAUUAAUGGAGUAAAAAUAUUAAAACUUGAUUGGAGUUACUUUUCAGCUCCUCCAAACAUUUUAUCACCUUGGAAAGCACAUUGCUUUUGGACUGUUGGAUACACUUUUGAUAUUAAUAUGAGAAAAAUGAAAAAAUCAUAAAAUAUUAAAUAUCGACUCGUUAUUUAAAGUUGGUGUUGUCUCAAUAAUAAAUCUUGGGUAAAAAAUAAAUGGGAUCGAUUGUUAGAACAUGAAACUGGACAUUAUUUAAUUGGAUGUUUAUGUGCUUUAGAUUUCAAAUAAAAGUAAAUAUAUUUCAUAUAUUUAGAGCUGAUAAAUUUAAAUAUACUAAAAAUUACAGAAUGGAAUGUACUAAAUUGUUUUAAGAUAUAUUCUAGUUUUAUCUUCAGAUGGAAAAGUAAUAUGAUGAAGAAACAAAUCAUAGUUAGAAUGUUUCAAAGUAAAAGGAAUGGAAUGAAUUCAUUAAGUCAGAACUUUUAAAAUAUUGA